GACCUAGCGGUACGCGUUGUUUCGCAUCCUCGCUCUCUCGCUCUCUUGUCUACGCGUCUUCAUUGUUUGUGGGCGUCGUAGAUAUAUUGAGAGAGAAAGAGAGAACAAAAAAAGUAUCUCCGAUUCCUCUAUCGAAUCCAGAAGUGUGCUAUGGCUGCUGCAACCGCUUCUUCUGCAGUCCGUUACGCACCUGAGGAUCAUUCUCUUCCGAAGCCUUGGAAGGGCCUUGUGGAUGAUCGUACUGGCUACUUGUACUUUUGGAAUCCUGAGACCAACGUUACUCAGUAUGACAGACCUGCCACCUCCUCCAAGCUCUCUCUUAGCUCCUCCGUUCAGGUUCAACAUCCAAAUGGUGCUACUGCCAGUGGUAGCUAUCUCCCUCCCAAGGAUGAUGUUGUUGAUGAUGUUCAGUACCGUAGAGGCACUGACGUUGGACCUCCUAAGGUUCACUCUGGCUCCAGGUUUACUGAGGUUGCCAGGAGUGGAGCUCCCUAUUCGAAUGCCUCUUCAAGAGGUCCUCCUCCUUCGUCUAACGAUAUUUCCCCCGACGCCUAUUGCCUCCGUCAUGAAAUUACUGUCAGUGGGGGCCAAGUACCACCACCUCUAAUGUCCUUUGAAACUACUGGUUUUCCUCCUCAGCUUCUGCGUGAGGUACUCAGUGCAGGUUUCUCUGCUCCAACUCCAAUUCAAGCUCAGUCCUGGCCUAUUGCGAUGCAAGGUAGGGACAUAGUUGCCAUUGCUAAAACUGGCUCGGGAAAAACUUUGGGUUACUUGAUUCCUGGCUUCAUGCAUCUUCAACGCAUCCGGAAUAAUUCGCGAAUGGGCCCAACAAUCUUGGUAUUGUCUCCAACCAGGGAGCUGGCCACACAAAUCCAAGACGAAGCUGUUAAAUUUGGGAGGUCUUCAAGAAUUUCGUCUACUUGCUUGUAUGGUGGUGCAUCAAAAGGUCCUCAGCUGAGGGAUUUAGAAAGAGGAGCAGAUAUCGUGGUUGCCACUCCUGGACGAUUGAACGACAUCCUUGAGAUGAGGAGAAUUAGUCUGCGCCAAGUAUCUUAUCUUGUGCUAGAUGAGGCUGAUAGAAUGUUGGACAUGGGUUUCGAACCGCAGAUAAGGAAGAUUGUGAAAGAGAUUCCCACUAAGCGUCAAACCCUUAUGUACACAGCUACAUGGCCAAAGGGAGUCAGGAAAAUUGCAGCUGACUUGCUUGUUAACCCUGCCCAGGUCAACAUUGGCAAUGUCGACGAACUUGUGGCUAACAAGGCGAUCACACAGCACAUUGAAGUGGUAGCACCGAUGGAGAAACAGAGGAGGUUAGAGCAGAUAUUGAGGUCUCAGGAACCAGGGUCAAAGGUUAUAAUAUUCUGCUCAACCAAAAGAAUGUGUGACCAACUAACUCGCAAUAUAACCCGACAAUUUGGAGCUGCUGCUAUACAUGGAGACAAGUCCCAGCCUGAGAGAGACAAUGUUCUGAAUCAAUUCCGCAGUGGCAGGACUCCGGUUCUUGUUGCAACUGAUGUUGCUGCUCGUGGACUGGACGUUAAGGACAUUAGGGCGGUCAUAAACUAUGAUUUCCCCAAUGGAGUGGAAGACUAUGUUCAUAGAAUCGGAAGAACAGGAAGAGCUGGAGCGACUGGUCAGGCAUUCACAUUCUUUGGCGAUCAAGACUCGAAGCAUGCUUCGGAUCUGAUAAAGAUCUUGGAAGGAGCAGAUCAGAGAGUUCCUCCUCAGAUCCGCGAAAUGGCUGCACGUGGUGGUGGGAUGAACAAAUUCAGCCGUUGGGGUCCUCCUGGAGGUCGUGGUGGUCGUGGCAGUGGCUCUGGUUAUGGUGGCAGAGUUAGCUUCGGUUCACGUGACAGUGGAAUGGGAAGCAGAAGCAGUAAUGGAUGGGCAAGAGAUCGUGAUAGGAGUCGUAGCCCGGAGAGAUUCAACAGAGUUCCACCACCGUCUUCCAAUGGAUCUCCUCCUCGCAGCUUCCACUAGGCCAUGUUGAAACACACAUAUAAAGAGCAAACAAACUCGAGCCUACUGCCCAAAUGAAGGUGUUAUUGGGAGAAUAUUUCUUACAUCAAAUGACACAUUAUAUUAUUUUUUUUGGCCGAUGAUGUUAAACUAGAAUUGUCUGUUUUCUUAUGUAUUUCCUUAUGUGUUAUACUCCGACUUCCGCAGAUUUGAUACUCAGAAAUUGUUGUUUAGAUAUGGGAUACUUAUUUUAGCUUUUUGAUUCA
This is a messenger RNA of Raphanus sativus (radish), 2225 nucleotides long. Its product is annotated as DEAD-box ATP-dependent RNA helicase 14. The record is from RefSeq and is a predicted model, not a curated record. The transcript has 9 exons. The coding region runs from base 151 to 1980 and encodes 609 amino acids. Gene Ontology annotation, molecular function: protein binding; ATP binding; RNA helicase activity. Lineage: Eukaryota; Viridiplantae; Streptophyta; Magnoliopsida; Brassicales; Brassicaceae. Gene Ontology annotation, cellular component: cytoplasm; ribonucleoprotein complex; nucleus.